Molecule: messenger RNA, 1454 nt
Organism: Callorhinchus milii (elephant shark)
Lineage: Eukaryota; Metazoa; Chordata; Chondrichthyes; Chimaeriformes; Callorhinchidae
Gene: ppp1r42
Product: protein phosphatase 1, regulatory subunit 42
Exons: 9
Coding region: 183-1232 (349 amino acids)
Molecular function (GO): protein binding
Source: RefSeq, a predicted model, not a curated record
GCCCCUGGCAACCCCGACGGCGGCAUUUAAAGAGCCAACCGCGACACCCACCAGCAGGUUUCACAAAAUUCAGUUUGGCUCUCUUUUGGAAAUAUUCAAGAUUUUAAAACUCAAAUCAACAGUGUGAACUGGAAUUGUUGCAACUUUGUUUUGGAUUUCAUUAACAUUUGCUAUAUAAAAAAAUGGUUCGGCUUACAAUUGAUGUAAUUGCCAAAAAUAGUCUUCAUGUAAAGAACAGAAGAGCUGAACCACUGGGACAGUAUCUGAAAAAAUUGACUCAUCUGAAUUUUUCUGACAAGAACAUUGAUGAAAUUGAUGACCUCUCUGUAUGCAAGAACCUAUCUGUUUUGUAUUUAUAUGACAACAGCAUCAAAGAGAUUCGUAAUUUAGGCUGCAUCUCUAAUCUCACUCAUCUUUAUCUGCAGAAUAAUAAUAUAAGCCAUAUCGAAAAUCUUUCUUUAUUGGAAAAACUCACCAAAUUGUAUCUAGGUGGUAACCGCAUCUCUGUUGUCGAGGAGCUGGAUGGUUUAACAGAACUCAGGGAACUUCAUCUGGAGAAUCAACAACUUCCUCUUGGAGAAAAGCUCCUGUUUGAUCCUAGGACUCUCCAGAGUCUGUCGAAAUCGUUAAGUCUUUUGAAUGUCAAGAAAAAUAACAUUGAUGAGAUUAAACAAUUAUCUUGUCUUAAGAACCUGAAUCAGUUAAUGGCGGGAGAAAAUCAGAUUCAAGAUCUAAAGGAACUGGAAUAUACACUGAGCCAGUGGCAAAACCUCUGGUAUCUGGAUCUGACUGGAAACCCUGUAUGCCAGGAACCAAAAUACAGAGAUAAAGUAAUAGUGGUGUCUUCAAACCUUGAGGUUCUUGAUGAGAAGGAAGUAAAAGAUACAGCCAGACAAUUUCUACUGAACUGGAAAGCUUGCCGAGAUGCCAAGAAGAAAAGCCUAGAUGAAAAAAGUGACAAGGAUGAAUUCCAACAAAUGUUAAACUAUCCACAAGCAAUCCAGCACCAAAUGAGUAGAAAUUAUUCCUCACCCGGUAUUCGUAGAAUCAGGAGAGCGAUGGAUGUACAAGUUAAGAAACCCAGCCUUCCGAAUGUGGCAGAUAGCAAAAAAGAUAAUUUAUAUCCAGAACUGGAGUUAAAGGGCAUGGGUGAUGGCACUGAUGGGAUCAGAAAUUCCUUUAGAAAGACACCUGCCACCAUUCUGCAAAUCCAGGACGCCCCUCAUCCUUAGUUCCAACCUCGCUUGAUACUGUGAACUGUGUUACUGAGGACAAACAACGGGCCUAUUACCACCCUCCAGACACUCUACACUACUGGAAAAAGAUAACCAUAUUCCACUUUACUUCGAAAGCAUAUGAAUGUCAUUAUUUAUUCCUUGUGUUAUUUUGCAAACUUUUGGAAUACCCUUGAAGUAUUUGUUAUUCUUGAAAUAAAGAAGACAAUGACAUCUUAA